Molecule: messenger RNA, 221 nt
Organism: Closterium sp. Naga37s-1
Lineage: Eukaryota; Viridiplantae; Streptophyta; Zygnematophyceae; Desmidiales; Closteriaceae
Source: the annotation of a GenBank genome assembly
GGUGGAAGCGGUACCUUUAUGUAUCUGUCGGGGGUGGUCUUAAUCAGCAACGACGAGGAAUUGCCAACGCGGUAGUUGUUGCAAGAAUUGUGAAUGCUACUCUCGUUGUUCCCAGAUUAAUCGUACAUCCAGCCUGGGGUGACCAAAGCAAGUUUUCAGAGAUUUUCAGUGUCUCUCACUUCGUUCAGACGCUGAAGAAAGAUGUGGAAGUGAUUGAGUAA